Labrus bergylta (ballan wrasse) is the source of this 2317-nucleotide messenger RNA. The record is from RefSeq and is a predicted model, not a curated record. NCBI's taxonomy places the organism in Eukaryota, Metazoa, Chordata, Actinopteri, Labriformes, Labridae.
CACACUCCAUAGGUGUGCUGCUCAAUCCGUGUGACUUCGCUCUUACUUUGCAGCCGUUUAUUUCAGAUGCUUUUUUUUUUCUUUGCUUGCAGCUCCUCUGCUGAACUGUUUACUUCGGUGAGACUUUUUUUCCAUGCCAUUUUUUUCCCUUAGAAUUACACAGAGAAGGUAGGAGGAGCCGGACUGAGAUGUGUGCCUCACUCUCUCUCUCUCUCACACACUCUCUCACACACGCUGCCUCUUCCAUUCUGUCAUUGCCAUCUCGGCGGAACAGAGACUGUUCAUUUCCAGCCACGCUGAAUUCAGCAGGAACAGGACACUUUUGACUUUGUUUGAGUCAGAAUUCACAAAGGAAUAUUUGUUUUCUUCACGAUACCCAAAAGGAGCAGCGAGAACAAGAGGGAAAAAAAGUAAGAAAAAAAAUAAAAAGGAUUUCUUCUAUCAUUUUUUUUCCUUAUUGAAUUAAGAAACACGUGACAGCUGGUUUUGCCACUGGAUUCCUUUACACAACAAGACGUUUAGUGACUUUUCCUUCAUGUUCUCAGUUUCAGUUUUACUUUGAGAGAGUAUUCUUAGUUUAAGUACAAUGGUUGCUGGAAUGCUGAUGCCCGUGAGGGACUUGAGGGCCAUCUACGAGGUGCUGUUUCGAGAUGGUGUCAUGGUGUCCAAGAAGGACAAGAGACCUCAGGCCAAGCACCCUGAGGUAGAAGGUGUGAGCAAUCUUCAAGUAAUCCGUGCGAUGGGGUCUCUUAAGUCAAGGGGCUAUGUGAAGGAGACCUUUGCUUGGAGACAUUUCUACUGGUACCUGACCAAUGAGGGCAUUGUUUACCUGCGUGACUUCCUCCGCUUGCCACCUGAGAUCGUCCCUGCAUCCCUUCAGAGGAUCAGGAAGCCUGCUGCCACCCUAUCUUUUGCCCACCGGGCUGCACAGGUCCAAACUGUGGAAGGUCCAACAUCUUAUGUUCCAAAGCCAGGACGCAGGGGCGAAUCAGAGAGCCAAGAGGCUCAUGCUGAACGCCAGGGCUACCGCCACAAGAUGAUGGGUCCCGGAGAAAGAGAGGGCUACUCUGAUAGAACCCCGAGGUUUAGGGGCCGUCCACAAGCUGCAGGUUCAAUUAGGCCAAAAGCAUCAUGGGAAGUGGAGGACCAGCCUCAGUCCUUGUUUAGGAAAGGGAACGUCAUCCCAAGUGAAUCAGUGAUGAUGGAGGAGAGCAGGGUAAAAAGAGUCUCUCGGCAGAUGCCUGAUGUGAGCAGUGAGAGGCCGGUAUCAAAAUCAUCAGAGAGAAGAGUGACUGAAGUCCAAAAGGAGAAGGCCCCGGUUUCUGCUCAGGUUCAGAGAGAAGAUCUGAAACAGGAUGUGUCACUGACAUCACUGUCCUCCAAACCGGCCCUACCAUUAAUGGCUGCUACUUUGGCUACAGGGGCUGCAUGGGCUACAGCCUCAAAGAUUCCACCAGAUCACUCCUCUCCCAAAACAAAUAAAGAGAAGCUUAAUACCCCUGAUGAAAAAGCUUGCGUGAAGCCUGCUAUCACAACACUUCCUGGUACAGAGGUCAAAGAGGAGAAGACAAAAAAGGCAAUUGUUGUGGAUCCAAUUAAAUCUGCAGAGGUCAAGAUUACAGCUGAGGCGGCAACUGAAAAAGUAAAGCCCCAAGCAGUUUUUACAAGCAGCUUUUCUCAGGAAACCUCCAAAGUCCUAAUUGAGCCUGCCAAUGCCACCCCUGUUAGCACAAAAUCUGUCAAAAAAGAUGCCAAAGAUGAGAAGACAAAAACAACGAUUAUUGAGCCGGCUACGCCUGCAGCAGUUAAGGCUCUGUCUAAGAAGGAGGCUAGUAAAUUAAAGGCUCAGGAAGAUCCUACAAUUGCUUUUGUUGACAACACCUCAAAAGCUCUUGCAGACAGUUCUACCACCACACCUGUCAUCACAGAACCUGCCAAUAAAGAUGUCAAAGAGAAUGAGACAACAAAGGUAAUUGCAAUGGAUCCAAUUAAUUCUGCAGAGGUCAAGGCGAGAGCUGAACCAGCAGCUGAGAAAGUAAAGCCAAAAGCAUUUAUGACAAUGGCUGCUUCUCAGGAAACCUCAAAACCCCUUACCAACACUGCAACCCCAACCCCUGCCAUCAAAACCACAAAACCCGAUAACAAAGAUGAGCAGGUGACAAAAAAGGUGAAUGUGGAUCCAGCCGAUAAAGUCAAGGCCCAAGCAGUAAUUACCAAAGGUACAGUUAAGGAAAUAUCAAACGCCAGGGCCACCCCUGUCAGCACAAAACCUGUCAAUGUAGAAAUCAAAGAUGAGAGGCUUAAGUACCCCCAAUGA